AUGUCAUCCGACAAUUCUGAUCUGGCCCGUCUUUCACAGACCCUUAACAUUGAUCUUGACACCCCUGCUAUGCGCGCACGCGAUUUGACUGUCGACCUUCUCGAGCCAUGCACCCCUGAAGCCUACCGACAAGCAGUGCACUAUCAGAUUACUGAGAUAGUGAAGAUUAAUCGACCAAAGAAGAUACCAAAGCCCGGCAAUCAAUGGUAUCUGCAAGAGAUGGAGGUCCAACAUGAUAAAUAUACACUUUGGACUCAAUUGCAAGACGAACAGGCUGAGGAAUUUUGGUGGUUUUUGCCUUGGCUGUUUGGCCAAGAAGCUCCAAGAGACUGGGAACGUUUCUUUGUGUGGUUCCAGCAAAAGUUGACCGAGCCAGUCGCCAACCUCGCUGCGGUUAGGGCUCUCUUGGCCAUGGCAAAGGAACUCGUCUUUGUGACCUUGAUGAACGCCAAACACCGAAACAUCUACCUUGAGCGAUACCCAUUUGCGUAUGAUACCAUCGAGGACCGUUACACCCACGAGCUUUGGGUUGCAGAAGCCAGGCAGCGGGCCGCCAACUAG
Molecule: messenger RNA, 561 nt
Organism: Fusarium vanettenii 77-13-4
Lineage: Eukaryota; Fungi; Ascomycota; Sordariomycetes; Hypocreales; Nectriaceae
Exons: 2
Coding region: 1-561 (186 amino acids)
Source: RefSeq, a predicted model, not a curated record